Messenger RNA from Aspergillus terreus NIH2624, 1056 nucleotides. RefSeq lists its product as uncharacterized. The coding region runs from base 1 to 1056 and encodes 351 amino acids. Lineage: Eukaryota; Fungi; Ascomycota; Eurotiomycetes; Eurotiales; Aspergillaceae. The transcript is spliced from 2 exons. The record is from RefSeq and is a predicted model, not a curated record.
AUGGCAGACACUAUUGAAGAAUUUGCUCAAUUAGAGCCCCUCUGGGACAAAGCAAUACAAUGCCCAGAGGAUAUAUCCCUAGAGGAAAAACAUCAACUGCUGGAAUGGCCGCCGCUUGAUGUGAUGCAGGCCACGACUCAAAAGUACCUCGGGCAAUCCGUUGAAAGCCUGAUCCACAAAGCCGCCACCGACCCCAAUUCUCUGACUUUUUCCGAAUGUCGCCUCAUCAACGAUGACUUUCGUAUCCUCAAGAUCCUAGACCGCGUUAAAUAUGAAAAUGAUCGAGGAAUAUGGUUGCAUGAGCGGCCUGAUCUAAAGGCCAAACGGGAAAAAGCCCGUGCUGCGGUCCUCUCCCUGGAGGAGUCACGCGCUUUAAAGAACCUGCGAGACGUGUCCUACUUCGUUGAAAAGGCGCAUUAUGAGGAGAGGCAGAGGAGACGGGGACCGCAGAGACCGAGACACCUACCCCCAGAAUGGAUCCAGAACGUGAUUGAUAGAGAUGAUAAGAGCUGGGGCUACAUAUUCUAUCACCACAAGGGACAGAAAGGCUGGGAGGAGUUCCAAAAGCAAUUCAAUGAUCUUCUUGCGACGGACUUGUUGGUUCUCGGACUGGAUCAAAUCGGAAAUUCCAAAGUGGCCGAAUUCGUUGAAUUUGAGGCCAACGAGCACGGAGAACUCAAUUUUCUCAGAGAGGACUUUCGGAGACGUCGUGACCAAGGCCAUCUCAGACCUGGCGUCCUCCCCAACGUCUUUUUCCUCGUGACAGACGACGCUCGUCUAUCGUACAGCCAAGCCAACCGGGACAAGUUUCUCUGGGCAAUCGACUCGGAUUGGACUCGUGAGGGCGCCGACGAGGACGGGUAUGAUGGACGAGUCAAGAUCAGUGCAGUCCAGGUGUUCUUCCGGUUCUACGAAUUCAUGUCGACACGGAGAUUUACGCUGAAGGAGAUCUGGCGCGAUUUCCACCAAGUCAACGAAACACAGACAUAUCUGCCCGAACCACUUGUUGCUUGGCAGUUCACAAACUUGGACAAGCCUGUUUGGCCUGAUCUCUAG